Messenger RNA from Pseudo-nitzschia multistriata, 2625 nucleotides. NCBI's taxonomy places the organism in Eukaryota, Bacillariophyta, Bacillariophyceae, Bacillariales, Bacillariaceae. The record is from the annotation of a GenBank genome assembly.
AUAAGGAAUUACCGUACGGUACAACAAACGGGGUUCGCUCGUUCGUGUUUGGAAGAAAUAUCUGCUACGGUUAUUGUUGAGCUCUUACCUAUUUUUGACUUUUUGAGCGUUGUUGUUGCUCGUUAUUCUUGUACCCGUUGUGUCCACAAAGCAGACACCAGCAAAUCGAAUGCAAAACCAGCAAGCUACAAACGACGCCCGCUUUAGGCUAGACCGGAGCGGAUCGAAUUGAAAUCGAUCCAUACAAUCAACGAGACGCGCGAGAAAUGGAAUGCGUUGCGGCAGACCCAGACGAAACCGGUGCGGAAUCUGUUUCUGUUUCGUCCUAUCACCGCUUUGUCGACAACGGCAUCGAGAACGCCAACGAAGAUGUCAAUAAAAAUGGCGGCGGUUGCGAACACGAGUGCUUCGAGGACGAAUGCGAUCAGGGCAACGGGUCUGAAUCCGAAGACGAAGAAAAACGCGGCAACGACCGCGGAAACAAAGAACGGUGCGGUUGGAGCAAGAGUUGCCACUGCUGCUUCCGCUGCUGCCCCCUCCACAAAACCAUCCCGGAACCCCAAUCGCUGUGCACCCAGCCCUGUGUAGAAGCCGGGUCCGUGCAAGCCGCAGCAGCAGCAGCAACAGCCACGCGUCUCUCGGACCGGCUCACGUUCCUGGCACCGGCCAGCCCGGAACGGUCCCCCGGCGUGUGGAUGCUGAUCAACGCCUUUAUGCUGGUGUGGAGCCUCUCGCUCGGGCUGUACAUGACGCUGCUGUAUUGGUGGUACGACAAGCAGGGGAAGCGUGGCGCGGGCAAGGACGCGGGCGCCUACUCGGGCUACAACUACGUCAUCGACGACGACGACGACUACUACAACUACUACCAGUACGAGGAUUCCUCCCGGGCCAGCAAGGAGACCACCACCUACUAUUUGGUUUGGAGCCUCCUGACGAUGCUCGUGUGGAUGGCCGAGAUCUCGCUGAGGGCCGCCUUUCCGGCCGUGGACACGGUGCUCGUGGUGGUCGGCAACCACAAUCGAAGUGGCGGGCCGGCGGCAACCAACGGCCUUUCCUUUCCUGCGCCGAAGCAGACCGAGUACCGAGCGAUGGAAGAAACCCGCGACGACUCGGAAGACCGGCCUCCGCGAGAAGGCAACCGCGGUCACGACAACGACAACGACAGCGACACGGACCACGAUCGCGGCGGGAGACGAAUGGCGGUUGCCGCCAGCGGAGGCACGCCCGGGAUACCCUCGGACCGUUCCUCGGGCAGCAGCGUCCACCAGCACCAGCACCAGCACCCCGCCGGCAACACCCGGGUGGCGCUUCUGCCCUCCCACUCGAUCGUUACGGUUGUUGACAAGGUGCAGAGGCGCAGCAAGAAACGGACGGCGCUGAUCGUCACCGAGCUUUUUCUCGCGGUGUUCUUUCUCUAUAGAACCGUCGAGAACUGCUGGAACUACUGGGGAUGGGGCGACGAAGACGGCGACGACGGCCGGUCCUCCGGCAGCAGCAGCGACGGUGGCCUGUUCUUCACCAUGCUAGAGCAGCAGUUGGACGUCUGGGUCGGGGUCCUGGCCUAUGCCUACGUGACCUACGAGACCUACCACGCCUACCACUCGUCUACGGCGUCCCGGCGGGAGCUCCAGCGGUCCCUCUCCACGGUCCCGACGGCACUCUCGCUGGCGACGGCGGCCGGUCCGGGGGUGGUGCCGCGGCAAUGGACCGGGGUGCCCCCGCUCUACGGCGGCGGCAGUGGAAGCACCGACAGCGACAGCGACCGCGGCCUGCUGCCCAACGCGAGCGACGUUGUUGCGGGCGUCGCCGCCACGGACACGGAUUCCGGCGAGAGCGGGACCACGGUUUCGACCGCCGUUGCCGCGGGCGAGCGGCCCCCGGCGUCGCAGUGAGCCCGGCCGCGCCUCGGAACGAACGAACGAACGAUCGAUCGAUCGAUCGAUCGAUCGAAAAACACGAAUCCCAGCCGAUCGGCGAAGCACGAGGCCGCUUGCUUGGUGUCGGGCUCGCACCCUUUGCAAUCCUGUGGCUCUGUGGGGAAUGCAAGGGAGGAAAACGCACCGAGUGGAGCCACGGCAAGCGGCGGCGGAUGUUGGCACCCAUUUUCUUUUGGUACGGCAGGAAGAACACAAGCCACCCAAGCCGAAACCACUCGUCGACAAAACAAAAGCACACAUCGAUAGCCUUUCUUGUUUUUUUGGGGGGCGGGUGGUGCUUUGAUUUGUCUUCAUCGAUCAGAUCCCGUGACGACCGAUCAAUCGACAUCGCUCGCUUUGCUACUUGACGCAUGAUUCCCUGGACAGGUGUUCAGCCUCGCCUCGCCUCACCUCCACGGCUCUCUUUUUUUGUUCGGCGCUGUCGAGCGCUUGUUCGAAAAAGCACGAACCUCCCGGCAGAGCAUGGGCGACUUCUACUCCCUUCCUCUACCCACCAAAGAAUUAUCUUGUACAUAAAUUCGAGUGUCAUCUUUUAGAUGAGUUUUGAACACAUGACUGUGGUUCGUCUUGUUUUAUAUUUCUACUACUUCAGACUUCAGUGCACAAAACGUGUCUACAUGAGUACCGUAUCCUACGGAACAUUCAUGAGAAAUGAGAAACCAUAGCACGAUGUAGGAUAACUUAGAUU